Messenger RNA from Suillus subaureus, 588 nucleotides. RefSeq lists its product as uncharacterized. The record is from RefSeq and is a predicted model, not a curated record. The coding region runs from base 1 to 588 and encodes 195 amino acids. Lineage: Eukaryota; Fungi; Basidiomycota; Agaricomycetes; Boletales; Suillaceae. The transcript has 4 exons.
AUGUCUGUGAGAGGAAGGGCAGGCUGCAGUCGAAUUUGGCCGUGCGUAUUGAACCAUCAGGAGCGACGACGGCUUUUCUACUACUGGGUGAUCCUGAAGGCGCGUUUGCAUCGAAUGGCUGCGGAAGUCACGCCCCUCGUCGAGACAAGCGGGAAGGAAAACUAUGAACGCAAAAUCUGGCGCCAGCGCAGGCAAUUAUCGAUAUGGGCCAUGGAAAGCUUGCCAAAGAAGUACGAAUCGUUGUCAAGCAGGUUCCACAAAGACGCAGCGCUUAGCGACUAUUCGGGUCUCAUGGAUAACUUCCCGGAUGAGCUUUUCAUGGUCCAUAUCAAUGUCAUCUACACCGCAGUUUUAUUAGGCAUCUUCGAGUCAGCACAGCAGUGGUCGAGUAAUUUCCUUCCCACAAACGACUUAGACAGAAAGACCUUGGACUGGCAGGCCUCCAUUAACACAUACGCAGAAAGAACGACUGUUCAACGAAACAAAUCCAGCCCCUCACUGGCUCAUUCACCCUCAACACACGAAGCAAAGCACAGGCAACGCAAACUCAAGGUUAUUGUGCACCUGCACCCUCAAUUAGUUCAGUAA